AAAAUUCAUCCACUGGUUGCACUAUCUUAUUUCUUUGGAAUGAUUUAUACCGUCAUCUUAAUCAUCACUUUAAUUGGUGAUAGCACUGGUCAAACCAUUUACAAGGACAAUGGGAAUGACAAGCCGAUUAAUGGACUGCAAUCCGACAUCGAUAUAUUUCAUUACAGAGAAUUAUAUUUGGAAGACAAAAUAAAGAGUUGUAACCAGGAAGUAAAAUCCUUAAGAGAUAGAGACGUGCAAUUGCAGAAACAAAUGAAGAAUUUAAAAGAUCAAAAUAACUUGAUUAGAGAAACAGAUGACAUUUUACAAUUUCAACUUAGAUGUAAAAAUGAAACAGGAACAUAUCAAGAGAGAAGGGUUGCAAAUGCCCAGUAUUGCUUUAUGGAAUCUUCUUUCACGUGGAAUGCAGGCAAGACAAAAUGUCAAUCACUAAAAUCGUAUUUACUUGAGAUCAACUCGGAGGCAGAACAAAACUGGCUAAUGGAUAAAGUUUCCACAGGCAAAUGGUGGACCGGGGGAAUAAAACACCCACAAUAUGACGACUGGGUGUGGGAUCACUCGGGCAACGACUUAACCUACAGGAACUGGUAUCCGAAUCAACCAAACGGUGGCAAAAGCGAAGAGUGUAUGUUGUCAGAGGAUGGUUCGUGGCAUGAUUAUCCGUGUGAUUUUAGGUUUAAAAUAAUUUGCGAGAGAGAAAAGUGAGAUGUUUACGUGUCAAUGGUGAUACCUAUGCUUAAAAAUAAUCAACAGUUCAAUUUAACUGUAUAACGUUGAACCCGGUUCACGAAGUUUGUGAGGAGGUUAUUACAUCCGUGUUUUUAUUGUUCAAUUAUUUGUUAUUAAAAAAGCAGUGCUGCUAUCAUAAACGUUGACAAAACUAUCCUAUCCUUUAUCCUGUAUCCUGCAUCCAUCCUGCAAAAAAGGUCAUCCUAUCCUAUCCUAUAACAUCCAUAUUUAGGUAUAAAAGUUAAAUAAAUCGAAAUUUAAGAAAAGUCAUAUAUUAUUAACUAUCUUUCGACUUUUGCAGUAAUAGCAACGUCUAAUUAAUAUAGCAAAAUCGAAAAUCUUUAAAAUGAGGUAGCUUAUUUGCAUGGGUGAUAUAAAAUCGUACGCGGAGUGUACUGUGGUUUCAUAAAUAUUCAAGGGUAUCAAUUUUCGUGGAUAAAGUGACAAUUACAGUUACAAGGAUACGUAAACUCGUGGCCAAUGGCCAUAUCAAUACAAAGUGUUAAUAAAAAUUGCACUUUUAUGAACGUUUUAUUUCGUGGAUCAACUAAGCAACGAAAUCCACGAAAAUUGGUAUUCAAAGAAUAUUGAUGAAACCACAGUACUCAAUAACAUAAACAAACAAGUAAGAGAUUAAAGCUUUGUUUAUAUCAGAUAUCUAAAAUAAUGAUUAAAAAGGAGAUAAAGAACUUCUUUAUAUUGCUUGAAUCUUGUUACGGUACUUUUUAUUGCUUGAUAUAAUAUACAGGAAAAUUAUCGUUAAUCGGCUGAUUCGGUCGCCGAUAAAUGUAAACACGAUUUAAGAAAGCAGUACAUUAUAAAUUAAAAUUUUGCAUUUGUUGCUGAUUCAUUUGAAUCUAUUGAUAAAACAUAAAUUCGUACGCAUUUCUUUGAUUUGCUUACAUUUUUUAAAUUGAUAUGUUCAGUUUAUUUUCGGGUUCUAUACGUUCUUGUGAUCGGACAACGAAUAAAUUAUAUGAAACGUGAUAAGUACACACAAACAACGGACGUUUCUUGUUAAGAUACAAGGUACAUACUUAUAUGUCAAAUUGUUAACAGACUGAAUGUUUCUGUUUACUAUUGAAGUCUUUAAAUAAAGCAAUCAGACUUUAUUCAUGUAUUGAUUUUACGCUGCAUUUUGCAGUCUAGAGUUUACUUUGUUGUUUUUUUUAAAUCUGAUGUGGAAAUUGGUGAGUUCACGGCAAAAGGAUUAAAAUAAUGUUUAAAAAUGUUCAAGAAAUGCAAUUAAGAAAUGCAUUUAGAAAUGACCAAUAUAAUAUCUUUUUGAUUUUAUUGUUAACCGUGUUGACCUUGUUUAUAUUUGUGUCAAUCAUGUUGUAGUCUUACAUUAGAAAUCAAUUGUAAAUAAACUAUUA
This is a messenger RNA of Magallana angulata, 2105 nucleotides long. RefSeq names its product C-type lectin domain family 10 member A-like. The record is from RefSeq and is a predicted model, not a curated record. The transcript is spliced from 7 exons. Gene Ontology annotation, molecular function: carbohydrate binding. Gene Ontology annotation, cellular component: external side of plasma membrane. Bases 40 to 705 code for a protein of 221 amino acids. Lineage: Eukaryota; Metazoa; Mollusca; Bivalvia; Ostreida; Ostreidae. Gene Ontology annotation, biological process: biological process involved in interspecies interaction between organisms.